GAAAAGAAGAAUUCGCGUAAAAUCAAUUGCAGGAUGAAAUUUUCGCGUGCGAGAGAAGAGAUAUAUUUCAAAACAAUUUUCUACGCAUUGCGAGCAUGUCUUCGUUUGACGACGUAACGGAAAAACUACCAAUAGGAUGCCAGUCGACGCGAUCGUUUGCUUUUCGUCAUCGUUCAUUUCAAGCGAGUCAUUUAAAUGCCGAGCAAAAGGAGAGGGGAAGCUUGUUCAGCACGUUAUCGAGGAUUGUCAAGAACCGACGAAAAGGUUUUGUUUACUGCAAGAUACGACCAACAAUGCCAGCCGAAAAGGACGACGCUUGCGACCUAAGCGAUGUCGCGCUGCAAGAAAGCUCGGACACCGAAACUCAGUGCAAACAUAAAUUAAGCAAGAAACCAAAAAGAGUGUUACAAUUUUCCGAUGGUAUAUUGGAGGAAUAUUCAUCCGAAGAUGAGAUUGACGCACCAAAACCUGAGAAAUCCGUAGUGCAAAUAGAUACUAAAAAUAUGAAUUGGUUACCAUGGGCGUGGCAUCAGACGACAACGAUUAGUUCGAAAAUGUUAGACGGCUGCGAUUAUGUUGGGGAGUGUUUGGCAAACUUCUUUGGCAUAACGGCGCCCAAGUAUCAAUUUGAAAUCAAUGAAUUUUACAGACUACAGAAGCUUGAGAGGGAAAUGCUUCACAAGCAAGAUUUGGAAAUGGGUGGAUGGAGUCAACAAAACAAAAACAAUCUAAUAAACAACGAUGCUAUAUCGUUAAAUGAACGCAAUUGAUAACAAAAAGUUUGUUUAAAUGUUCAGCUUUAUAUUUUUUUAAGGAAAAUAUUUAAAUAAAAGUUAAAAAUGUGAAAAGCACUAUAAACAAUAAACAAAAAUAGAACCGCUACAUAAAUAUGCGUACUAAUAUAGAAAUCAAUUUCAACGUAGAAUUGUAAAACCCAAAUUUCAAUUAAUGUAGAGUUGCGUUGAGUUUUUUUUUUUUCACUUUAUGGCAAUAACGGUUUUGGCAUGCGUAUUUAGAAUAUCGUUCGCACUUCUAUUGCUUCGUAAGAUAAUUACGUUCCGUGUCAUAAAAUUUAGUCACACCUAAACCUAAACUCAAAUUCCUACUAUGCUAGAAGAUUAGAUGCUGAGAGUUUAGUUCCCUGCAAAACACAAGUCCUCAGAUAAUGUAGUCUUUUGAGAUAAUGUAAGAUAAUAUUGUAUAUAAAAAAUAAAGCUUCCAUGUGUGUUUCUGUACGAUGAAAAACUUUUCAAGUUAUUUAUUGCAAUAAUUAUAUAUUACAUAAAUUGAAAGAUACUUAUUUAUUGUAUGUAAUUUAUAUUUAUAUUUAUAUAUAUAUAUGUAUGAUGUUACGAUAUUGUAUCAAA
This is a messenger RNA of Pseudomyrmex gracilis, 1367 nucleotides long. Its product is annotated as protein FAM177A1-like. The transcript is spliced from 3 exons. Bases 96 to 770 code for a protein of 224 amino acids. The record is from RefSeq and is a predicted model, not a curated record. NCBI's taxonomy places the organism in Eukaryota, Metazoa, Arthropoda, Insecta, Hymenoptera, Formicidae.